Messenger RNA from Zingiber officinale, 2228 nucleotides. Its product is annotated as protein NRT1/ PTR FAMILY 2.13-like. The record is from RefSeq and is a predicted model, not a curated record. Gene Ontology annotation, molecular function: transmembrane transporter activity. Bases 129 to 1973 code for a protein of 614 amino acids. Gene Ontology annotation, cellular component: plasma membrane. The transcript is spliced from 4 exons. Gene Ontology annotation, biological process: transmembrane transport. Lineage: Eukaryota; Viridiplantae; Streptophyta; Magnoliopsida; Zingiberales; Zingiberaceae.
AUAAAUGUUUACAGCGUGGCGUACAAAUCGCCAUCACUCCUCUGCAGUAGCUCCGUCCUACAUAAACCAAAAGGACUGACCGCUGAUCGAUCGCCAGACAAUUGACAGAAGAGGCCGAGAUCGAUCGGAUGGAGAGAUCGUCCUUGAGCAAGCUCUCCGACUGCUUCACUUGCGACUCUCUGCUUCACCAGGGCAAUGUGCACUCCGGCGACGCCGCCCGUGGCGGCGGCGGCGGUGGCAGCGGCGGAGACAAGACCAAGCCGGAGAAGAGGGAGCCGCAAGGGUGGAAGUGCAUGCCUUACAUUAUCGGAAACGAGAGCUUCGAGAGGGUGGCGUCGUACGGGCUGACGGCCAACUUGACGGUGUACCUGGUGAAGCGCUUCCACGUCCAGCAAGUGGCGGCGGCCAACAUCGUCAACAUCUUCUCCGGCACCACCAACUUCGCUCCGCUCGUCGGCGCCUUCGUCUCCGACGCCUACUGCGGCCGCUUCCGCACCCUCGCCUACUCCUCCAUCGCCACCUUCCUGGGCAUGGUGAUCCUCACGCUCACUGCUGUAAUUCCCCAACUCCGGCCGCCGAGCUGCUCCACGGCGGCCGAGCAAGUAGGUGGAUGCAUAGGCCCCUCCCACGUCCAGCUGGCUGUCCUCUUCCUCUCCCUUGCCUUACUCAUCGUCGGCUCCGGUGGAGUCCGUCCCUGCAGCCUCCCCUUCGGCGUCGACCAAUUCAGCCGCGACACCGAGCAGGGGCGGCGCGGCCUGAACAGCUUCUUCAACUGGUACUAUUGCACCUCCACCGUGGCGGUGGUCGUGGCGAUGACGGCGGUAGUGUACGUGCAGGACAGCAUCAGCUGGCCCCUCGGCUUUAGCAUCCCCACCGGGCUGAUGCUGCUGUCCAUCGCCUUAUUCUUCGCCGGCGUCAGGUACUACGUCUACGUUCCGCCGGAGGGCAGCGUCUUCUCCGGCAUCGCGCAGGUCUUCGUGGCCGCCGUCCGGAAGCGGAACCUUCCGCUCCCGGCGCCGGACGAUGCAGCGGCGCAGGAGAAGCUCUUGUUCAACAACACGGGGAGGAAGAAUGCCAGGGCCAUGAAUCUUCCACUCACACUGCAGUUCAGGUGCUUGAACAGAGCUGCGAUCAUAUGCGAGGGCGAAGUGAAGGAGGACGGCGGCGCCGCCAACACGUGGCGCCUCUGCAGCGUGCAGCAGAUCGAAGAGGUGAAAUGCCUGAUCCGCAUCGUCCCCGUUUGGGCCUCCGGCAUCAUCUGCUUCCUCGCCCUGACGCAGCAAUGGACCUUCGCGGUGCUCCAGUCCCUCACAAUGGACCGCCACCUCGGCCGCAGCUUUCAGAUCCCUCCCGGCUCCAUCCCCAUCAUCGCCCUCGUCGCCCUCGCCCUCUUCAUCCCCGUCUAUGACCGCCUCCUCGUCCCCGUCGCCCGCCGGAUCACCGGCAUCGACAGCGGCAUCACCCUCCUCCAGCGCCAGGGAACAGGGAUGGUCAUCGGCGUCGCAUCGAUGGCGGUGGCCGGGAUAGUGGAGAAGAAGAGGAGAGACUCCGCGCUGGCCCACGGCGGCGUCUUCUCGCCCCUGUCGGCCAUGUUGCUGGCGCCGCAGCUGUGCCUCGUCGGCGUGGCGGAGGCGUUCAACGCGGUGGGACAGAUCGAGUUCUACAACCGGCAGUUCCCGGAGCACAUGCAGACCCUCGCCGGAUCCCUCUUCUACUGCACCCUCGCCGGCGCCAACUACCUCAGCGCGGUACUCAUCGCCGUCGUCCAGAAGAGAACCAGUUGGCUGGACAACAACCUCAACCAGGGGCGAGUGGACUACUACUACUACAUCAUCGGCGUCUUGGGCGCCAUCAAUUUCCUAUACUUCUUAGUGUGCGCUCAUUACUAUCGCUACAAGGGAACUCCGGAGGCGGCUGCAAGCGACAAGGACGGCCAUGGCGGUGCCGCCGAAGGCAGCAACAGCACUGUGUGAAUCGAGAAGCCUACUAUACUUGAGUCCUGGAGGAGGAAGAUCAAGGUGUAAUUGUUUGCUAUAUUUAUAGACAGAUUGAAGCUUGUAAGUCGUUCAAACCGAAGAAAAAGUAACCCAAUUCGUGUGUAUUUGUGUGCGACUCCACCCAAGGCAACAAGGAGGGAAAAAAACAUGAGAAGAGUGUUGUUCUGUGUUGUAUAAAAUACAGUAUAUGGUUAUGAAGGAAACAAAUGAGUAUAUUAUUGUUUUUCUCUA